Python bivittatus (Burmese python) is the source of this 2139-nucleotide messenger RNA. The record is from RefSeq and is a predicted model, not a curated record. Lineage: Eukaryota; Metazoa; Chordata; Lepidosauria; Squamata; Pythonidae.
GCCAGCUACCUCCGCAAGUAUCCCAGUCCCAUGGAGAAAAAUGUUAUUGCUGUAAAAACAGUAGAAGAGAAAACAGACUUGGGUACAGGAGUGAUAUAUCGAAGAAGGAUUGCAACAUGCCAAAAUGUAAUUCCACAGAUUUUAAGAAAGAUUAAUAUCCUGAAAGUGUCAGAAGUCUAUUUAGAAGAGGAGUCAUGGCUUAAUAUGCAAGAAAGAAUUAUGUCUAUGAAGACUCAUUGUCUUACGUGGACAGAGUAUGCCACCAUGAAUGAAGAAUCAGUCUUCAGAGAAAGCUCUGAAAAUCCUAAUUGGACAGAGUUCAUUCAGAAAGGAAAUAUAACACUAAAGGGGACUGGACUGCUGAAUUGCUUCCUGGAAAUUUUUGCACAAUCCUUUUUAAAUCAAGGGAUCAAAAAGAGUAUUUCAAUCAUGGAGAGACUUCUGCAAGACCAAUUUGGAGGGCCUGUUUUAUAAUGAGAAAUGAGGAAAAGUCUCCAUGUGUCUAAGUUGAUCCACAGCAAUACGUCCUUAUUUCCAACCCAACAUUUUACUGAAGUUAACUCCGUGGGUUGUUUUAAUGAAGAAGAAAAGAUUGUUCAAAAGAAGACAAGGGUCUACAGUCUUCCCUAAGUAAAAUAAAUGGAAUGAUCUAUUUGAACAAUAACCUUCCUGCUCAACCUGAAAAAAGAAGAUGCAGAAGAUACAGUCCACUUCCAUUUAAGUGCCCAGGGCCAGAAAUUAAUGACAGCUGUGAAAUCAUGAGUCAUUUCUGAUGGAGGCCUCAAAACAGAUAUUGACAUCCCUCAGAACAACCAGCUGGGAGGAUUUUGACAUUUCUCAAAAUUACCUAUGCCAAAUCAGAUCAGAUUAUUGUGCACCAAUGUAUUUUUUUUAAAAAAAUUGCAAAAAAUUAAACAAUUUUUAUGGCUGCCCAUAUCAUUCAAAGUCCAGAAGAGACUGCAUAGGAUAACUGAUCACAGCACUGGAAUCUUGACACGCCACACAUCGUAGCUGGUGGAGAAAAUACAGAUUUGAUUUCUACUUGUUUAAUUGAUCUUUUUGUCUGUGGUCUUUCUUUUUUGUCCCAGAAUCUUUGCACUUUUGUCAAAGCAUUCUUAUAUGGCAUUUUGUAUCUCCGUGAACUUGUCCUGUACUCUGUGAAGUUAAUUUCCUAAUAGUUUUUAUCUUAUUGUCUCCUUUGUCUCAAAGAGGAUAUUACAGGAAAUAUAAACAAUGAAUAAGAUGAGUCAUAGUAAGCUGGAAUCUUUCUGAUUCUAAUGUUUGAGUUUACUAUUUGACCUGCUUGGGUUACUAUAAAGGUAUUUUCCUUUCAUUAAAGAAAUAUAUUGCUUAGUUAGUGGAUAACAUUAUGUUAUUGAGUGUUUUAGACUUCAAAAAAAAUUCCAGUCUGCCUUUCAUAAAUAAUUCCCAACAGAACCCAUUUUUCAAUCCUUUUUCCAAGUGGAUAUUUCAUGUUUGAAAAGAAUGACCUUUUACUGUCAGAACAAUAACACCAAUAUGUCCAAAGCUCAGCAAACAGCUUUUCUAAAGCCCACCUGCCCAUCACAAUCAUCUUAAAAUGUCCUCUGUUUAGACGUUUCUGUGCUUUCUACCUGUUGUGAGGGAUGGCUAGCAAAAUAGUUUGCCAGAGGAUAAGGUUCAAAGGGAUGGAGACCUUUCCCACAGUAGAUGUUUCUGUCAUGGUGAGCCUCUGAAUUGUAGGGUGUAUAGCCCCAUGUGGUGAGCUGAAUAUGUUAUGUGUACCCAUAAAAACCUAAGCUCGGAAAACACAGGAGUGCCAACACAAUAUAAAAAAUGAUUAACUGCUGGCAAGAUUGUUGAAGAGGUUUAUCAAUGACAUGCUUCUUUGCUGUUUUAGCCUUGACUCUUGGCAGAUGCUUGGGCGGCUUUGUAGAAUAUAACAUGAAUGUUUCAGCACUUGAGAUACCUGAAUGGAGCUGUAUUCAUUAAUUUGGUCAGGCACAAAUGCUUAUGAUAUUUGCUCUGUCCUAGAAAACAAAACCAGCUUUUUUGUAGUGGCAUAGAUAUUAAACUGAAAUAAUAGUUUGUAAACUUGAUUCUCAACUCAAAUCAUUUGCAAUAUACUUACACUAAUAAAUUCUUUCAUUUAUUCUAGAA